GGGGAGAGCGUCUCUCUCUCUCUCUCAGAUUUGCCUAUGCGCGCCUGAGGAAAAGGGAGUUUUGGUUGUCAGUUUGCAUCCUGAAGAAGUUUAGUUUGAGGACUGGAUGAGUAACAGAACACAGAGGAUCUCACCUUGAACACUGGAAGCUGUGCUAGAUGGAAAGAUUCUACUGAGGAAUUGCUUUGGACCCAUACUCGCUCAUCAGGCUGAGAGACUUUGAACUUUGAAGAUGACGACCACUCUUUCUGUGCUGCAAGAGGAACUGGCUUCUGUUGACAGUGAACUUCAGGCUCUCGAGGUCCAGGUUCAAGAACUUCUGGAACGCCAGCAGGAACUUAUUCAGAAGAAGUCUGUGCUGAAGAAGAAAAUAAGGGAGUAUUCUGAUGCGGAGAGCGGGGGGAGCAAAGACAUUGAAUCAGCACCGGAAGCUUGGAACAAGGAAGAUUUUCCAUGGUCUACAAAGAUCAGAGGAGAGUUGCAGAAGAGUUUUAAGCUUCAGAAGUUUAGGGCUUUGCAACUGGAAACUAUCAACGUUACAAUGUCAGGAAGAGAUGUGUUUCUUGUUAUGCCUACCGGUGGUGGAAAGAGUCUGUGUUACCAACUACCAGCUGUAUCUUCUGAUGGGUUCACCCUUGUCAUUUGUCCACUGAUCUCACUCAUGGAGGACCAACUAAUGAUCCUGGAGCAGCUGGGAAUUUCUGCAACUUUAUUAAAUGCCUCUAGCAGUAAGGAUCAUGUGAAGUGGGUUCAUGCUGAAAUGUUGGCUCGCAAUUCACAGCUCAAGCUGGUUUAUGUGACUCCAGAGAAGAUUGCCAAAAGCAAGAUGUUUAUGUCCAAGUUGGAGAAAGCUUACCAAGCGGGAAGGCUUACCCGCAUUGCAGUGGAUGAGGUCCAUUGCUGCAGCCAGUGGGGACACGACUUCAGGCCUGAUUACAAGUUGCUGGGGAUUUUAAAGCGGCAAUUUCCCAAUGCGCCAUUGAUCGGGCUGACUGCGACUGCAACGAGCCAUGUUCUGCAGGACGCGCAGAAAAUUCUGUGUGUUCAGAAGUGCAUCACCUUCACUGCGUCAUUUAACCGGCCCAAUCUCUACUAUGAGGUUCGGCAAAAGCCUUCGAAUGCUCAGAGUUUAAUUGAGGAUAUUGUUAAGCUCAUCAAUGGAAGAUACAAAGGCCUUUCAGGAAUCAUCUACUGCUUUUCCCAGAAGGAUGCGGAACAAAUCACCAUGAGUUUACAGAAACUGGGCAUCAAGGCGGGCACUUACCAUGCAAACAUGGAACCCAAAGAUAAGAGCAAAGUUCACAAGCGGUGGUCUGCUAACGAAAUCCAGGUUGUAGUGGCCACCGUUGCUUUUGGUAUGGGAAUCGAUAAGCCAGACGUGAGGUUUGUAAUUCAUCACUCAAUGAGCAAGUCCAUGGAGAACUAUUACCAAGAGAGUGGACGUGCAGGUCGGGACGACCAGAAAGCCGAUUGCAUCUUAUAUUACGGUUUUGGAGACAUGUUCAGAAUCAGCACGAUGGUAGUGAUGGAAAACGUAGGGCAAGAGAAGCUGUAUGCCAUGGUUUCCUAUUGCCAUAAUGUAACCAGGUGUCGCCGGGUGCUGAUAGCUCAUCAUUUUGACGAAGCUUGGGACUCUGCCAACUGUAACAAAAUGUGUGAUAACUGCUGUCGAGUUGAGCCGGUUGAGAAGAUGGACGUGAGCGGGUAUGGCAGGGACCUUGUCAAGAUUUUAGGGCAAGUGGACCAAAUGAAAGAAAAAUUCACGCCUCUGAAGUUGGUGGAUGCCUGGCUAGGGAAGGGGUUGUCCAAACUGGGGGUAGAAGUUGCUGCUCCCAACCUUCCCCGUGUUACAUUGGAAAGAAUCGUUGCCCAUUUGAUACUGCAGCGUUAUCUGAAGGAAGACUUCAGUUUCACUGCAUUUGCUACUAUAUCCUACGUGAAGAUAGGGCCUCGAGCUGAUCUCCUGAAAAAUAAGGCGCACGUUAUCACUAUGCAAGCGAUAGCAAGCGGCAAAAAUAGUACCAAGAUCCAGUCGCCUCCACUACGUAGCCUGGGAAGCCCAAGUGGAGAGAAACGGAAGUCUGCACCCAAAAAAGAGGAAGGGAAGCUUAAACAGUCUUCUUCCAAAUACCAUUUCCAAGCAAAGAAGUGUAAACUUCAAUCAGAUGAAGAGGAGGAGGAUGAGCUGACGAUCAUUGAAGAUUAAGAAAGGGGAUUUCUAUACUGUAUUUAAAUCUUCUCCUUUAGAGGGAAAGGCUACAGAUGAUGUAUCCUUAUUUAUUUUUCACCCAAAACAAAUCUAAUUACCCAGAAAGUGAAAGGACUCUACCAAGAAGACGAACAGUCCACCACUUUUUCCAAGGGGGUGGCAGCAGCUGAUGACAGAGAUUUCAAGAAGGAACGCAAAUGUUUUUUUUCUUGCCGCUUUUGUGAACUAUCUUAUAUAGUAUAUUUUGAAAUGGAAGUUUUGAGGUGGUUUCAGAGGGGCUUUAAAGUAUGUAUAGAAGACAAACUUGCCUCUCUUGCCUGUGUACCAACAAGAGUGCUUAUCAAAAUGACACUUUGAAUUGCUGCUUAUUGUGACGUGGAGAUUUUGCCUUGCAGUGACAACUGUCUAAAGAUCUACUUUUUCAUUGACUGUGUGUGACAUUCCGUUACACAGCAUCCAAAGAACCAACCUGUUUUUAGAAAUGGAAGAGUACUUGUGAAGACCAAAGGGGGCAGAGUCACCUGUUUUAUCUAAACAGACCUGGCGUAGGUGAGGAAGCACGAAUGCCUGGACUCUCCCUGCCUGCAGCAUGAUGUGAUGCAGAUAUAACAUGCUGAGUUUGUGCUCUCCACUCCUUAGAAAAGGGGGUGGUGGUGGUGAAUUAUACACACAGAUCUACAUUACAUAUUGCAGUGCAAGGGUGUGACCGAGAGCUCAGCAGCAAUAGGCUUCCUCAUUAUACUGUUUUGCUAUAUACGUGAAGCUGCCCGUGCUUCGUUAUCCGCUCCGAGGAAACAGAGCCAUGGCACUCUAAUGAACCGACAGCAUCCAGACUCCUCACUAAGACUCAGAUAUCCACAUUCCCCUGUGUGGCCUCCGC
Eublepharis macularius is the source of this 3089-nucleotide messenger RNA. RefSeq names its product RecQ like helicase (gene RECQL). Gene Ontology annotation, molecular function: nucleic acid binding; ATP binding; 3'-5' DNA helicase activity. Gene Ontology annotation, biological process: double-strand break repair via homologous recombination. NCBI's taxonomy places the organism in Eukaryota, Metazoa, Chordata, Lepidosauria, Squamata, Eublepharidae. The transcript has 16 exons. Gene Ontology annotation, cellular component: chromosome; cytoplasm. Bases 233 to 2206 code for a protein of 657 amino acids. The record is from RefSeq and is a predicted model, not a curated record.